This is a messenger RNA of Symbiodinium sp. CCMP2592, 822 nucleotides long. NCBI's taxonomy places the organism in Eukaryota, Dinophyceae, Suessiales, Symbiodiniaceae. The record is from the annotation of a GenBank genome assembly.
AUGGCAGCUGGGCCCGGGGCUUCGAAGAUGGGAGGUGAGCCCGGGAAGAUGGGAGGUGGGCCGCCGGCCAAAGCAGAUCCGUCUUCGGAUGAGGAAAGUGAGGUGGCUGAGGCGGCUGCACCGAGCAAAGCGCCAAAGCGAAAGCAUGGCGAGGACGAGGUGAAGAAGACCGAGGUGCAGCAGAUGCAGAGGCCGGCCGAGCCCCAGAAGCCACCCACCAACCUCGCACGGCGGGUGGGCAAGUUUCGGCUGGAUGUUGGGACGUUGGAGAUUUUCGCGAAGAUCACCCCCUUCGAUAUCCCGCAUCCCAAAGCUGCGAAGGAUGAUGCCAAGAUCGAGGAGACGAAGUCUGUGGCCGCCGCGAAGGAGGUGGUGAAGGACGAGGGCGAGGUGAAGGGCGAGCCGGCCAAGGAGAUCACAUAUGCAGGUAUGGCCCUGCUGUAUGCUGGACCCGAGAUGCGAGCUGACCGCGAGGUCGUCCUUGCCGCUGUGCGACAGGACGGCUGUGCGCUUCUGUGUGCCUCCCAGGCUCUCCGCAUGAAUCGCGAAGUUGUGCAAGAGGCCGUGCGGCAAAAUGGCCUGGCGCUGCAGCAAGCUAGCGAGGAGCUCCAAGCAGACCCCGAGCUGCGGCGCGAAGCUGAAGAGGCAGAGUCUCGCCUGGGGCAUCCGCGCCGGCGCUUGGAAAGCACGGAGAAGGAGCAUGGCCGCCCAAAGACCACUUGCUGGAGCCAGCUGGGGACCUCCCACGACUUCAUCUCUCCCCGGCGACAGCGCUGCGAGGGGUACGCCCAGCAGCCCACCACGAUCGUGGCCACGCUAUAG